AUGGCCGACUCUCCCGUCACUCUGCGGACUCGCAAGUUCAUCCGCAACCCUCUGCUUGCCCGCAAGCAGAUGGUCGUGGACGUCCUCCACCCCAACCGCCCCAACGUCUCCAAGGACGAGCUCCGUGAGAAGCUGGCCGAUCUGUACAAGUCCAACAAGGACCAGGUCUCCGUCUUCGGUUUCCGCACACAGUACGGUGGUGGCAAGAGCACCGGCUUCGCUCUGGUCUACGACUCCUCCGAGGCCCUUAAGAAGUUCGAGCCCCACUACCGUCUCGUCCGUAUCGGUGCCGCCAGCAAGAUCGAGAAGGCUUCCCGCCAGCAGCGCAAGCAACGGAAGAACCGUUCCAAGAAGUUCCGCGGUAUCGCCAAGGUCAAGGGCCCCAAGAAGAGCAAGGAUUAA
Messenger RNA from Penicillium psychrosexuale, 402 nucleotides. RefSeq names its product 40S ribosomal protein eS24. Gene Ontology annotation, cellular component: ribosome. NCBI's taxonomy places the organism in Eukaryota, Fungi, Ascomycota, Eurotiomycetes, Eurotiales, Aspergillaceae. Gene Ontology annotation, molecular function: structural constituent of ribosome. Gene Ontology annotation, biological process: translation. Bases 1 to 402 code for a protein of 133 amino acids. The record is from RefSeq and is a predicted model, not a curated record. The transcript is spliced from 3 exons.